Messenger RNA from Lachancea fermentati, 207 nucleotides. The record is from the annotation of a GenBank genome assembly. NCBI's taxonomy places the organism in Eukaryota, Fungi, Ascomycota, Saccharomycetes, Saccharomycetales, Saccharomycetaceae.
AUGAACCGCAAACAAACAGGGCUAGGCGUGCUCGCCGCUACCUAUAUUCUAGUACUUAUUUCCAUUUACUCAUUAUGGAAGGUACGACAAAACCAGUAUGGAUUAUACUACUGGUGUGCGAUUUUACUUUCACCAGUAAUGUUUUGGCUUUGGAGCGUGAUUUCCUGGUGUGGAGCGCAGGUAUUUUCCAAUGCGAAAAGAGAAUAG